Messenger RNA from Mucor mucedo, 1909 nucleotides. RefSeq names its product P-loop containing nucleoside triphosphate hydrolase protein. NCBI's taxonomy places the organism in Eukaryota, Fungi, Mucoromycota, Mucoromycetes, Mucorales, Mucoraceae. Gene Ontology annotation, molecular function: ATP hydrolysis activity; ATP binding. Gene Ontology annotation, cellular component: mitochondrial inner membrane. The record is from RefSeq and is a predicted model, not a curated record. Gene Ontology annotation, biological process: protein insertion into mitochondrial inner membrane from matrix; mitochondrial respiratory chain complex III assembly. Bases 107 to 1822 code for a protein of 571 amino acids. The transcript is spliced from 8 exons.
GCAUCAUCUCUGCAUAUAAAUAGAAGCGAUUGUCAAAAUUAAAACAUUAUCUUUUUUUUUCAACUUUGUAAUUUUGCUCUGAUUUUUUAACUUUUCAUAUACACUCAUGUCCGUAACCGAUUUGAUUAACCCAUCCAGCCAUAUUGGAAAUGCUGUGAAUAUUUUGCUGACUCUUUUGGAGAAGAUGUCUGAUGAGAAUAUCUGGAAAAGUUUCCUUGGUGAACGUCUUGUCAAUCUCGGUCAAAAGUACUUUGGAAAUGACUUUGUUGCUCUCUCCUUGGCCAUUUAUAUUGCUCCAAUCUUAAAAACACACUGGCACAAUUUAAUUGAGAUGAUAUUUAAAAAAGUGACAAACUCAAACACUGUCUCCGUACGGAUUUUCUCUUCAAAUUCACUGUAUAAUAACAUUAGUCGAUAUGUCUUUGAGCAUGGCCCAUCACGAGGAAAAUUAACAUCCGGUGUAGCUGAAUAUAAGGGAUCUAGUUGUGGAAAUUACACCAGUACAGAUUUCUAUGAAGAGGAUGAGGAUUGGAUCUCAGAAGGAAGUACCUUGCAGAGUGAAUCUGAGGAUUUAAAAGUACAAUUGCUUCCUCCCCCAACCUUUAAUGAAGAACUGGUUUAUAGAGGACAUAAGAUCACAGUUUCAUUUGUGGCAUAUACAGAAGAUUUGGGUGAACAUAUCGAUAUUAGCAUGCAAAGUCCAAAUACUAAAUUAUUGCACUUGUUUAUCCAAGAAUGGUCAAACCAAUACAAUAUUACCACAGUUACGAGAUAUGUCUACCGUGCCAGCGGUUUCUCUUGGAACUAUGAAAGAGAAUUACCACACAGAUCUUUGGAUAGUGUGCAUUUACGUGACGGUCAAAAAGAGAAAUUGGUUCAAGAUAUGAAAACAUUUAGAAGCAGAGCUGACUGGUACAAGAAAAGAGGUAUUCCUCACCGUCGUGGUUAUCUCUUGUAUGGUCCCCCAGGUACCGGUAAAUCUUCGAUUAUUCAAGCUGUUGCCAACUCGUUGGACUUGAAUGUUGCAUUUGCUAGCUUGUCUGCUAUUGGUGGUAAUGAUACUCUUGCCUCUCUUAUGUCGGAUUUGCCUCACAAUUCUAUUAUUGUAAUGGAAGACAUUGAUCACUUGUUUGAGUCUGUUACCAGCACAACAAAGGCGGCUACAUCUACCUUAACAAUGUCUGGUCUUUUGAAUGUUUUAGAUGGUAUUCAAGGUCAAGAAGGAGCCAUGAUUUUCAUGACUUGUAAUAAUAUUGACAAAAUCCAGCCUGCUUUGCUUAGACCCGGUAGAAUCGAUCUUAAGCUUAAAUUAGAUUAUGCAGCCCCCGAACAAAUUCGUGACACCUUCUGGAGAUUUAUGGAUUUGGAUGAUGAGACAUCUGAACCCUUGGAAGGCGAGGAAAGAAAAACAGUGGAGAAGCUUGCUUUAGAAUUCGAAAAGACUAUUCCUGACUACCAUGUCACAACAGCCGAAAUUCAGAGUUACUUUAUCGAUAUGUUGCUGGAAUCUAAGGCAAACGAUUGGAAGAAGGAGAUGCUGUAUGAGCAAAUGUUCAAGAGAGUGCCUGAAUUCUUAGAAAGAGUAGAGUUAGAUAGAAAGCAAUCAAAGAACCAUUCUGGUGUUUCUGAUGAAAAGGAGGAAAAGAAGGAAGAUGAAAAAGAAGAAAAGAAGGAGGAUGAAAAAGAGGAAAAGAAGGAAGACGAGAAAGAAAACAGCGAUGAAGUUGAAGAAAAUGCUGAUGAAGAAAAAAAAGAAACCCCCGAAGAAGAGAAAAAAGUUGAUGUCCAAGAGGUAGAACAAGAUGCCAAAGAAGCAAAAUAAUUCAAUAUACCCAUGCUUACUUUAAUAAAAUAUAAGAAAGUUAAAAAUUGUAUUAUAAAAUUAAACUCAAACUUUUUUCCCCAUCAA